AUGAGCGUUGAGCAAUCUAAAGUGGUAGCUGAGCGAGUCCUAUCGCAAGAACCGCUCGUCGAUGGCCAUAAUGAUUUACCAUGGCAAAUGAGAGCAUAUUAUUACAACAAAAUUGAAUAUGCCAAUGCAUCACUUAAUUCCAAUCUGCCCCACCUUCAUACUGAUAUUGCCAGGUUGAGGAAAGGUCGUGUUGGUGCUCAGUUCUGGGCCGAUUAUGUCCCUUGUGCUUCGCAAUUUAAAGAUUCAAUUCGCUAUUCUCUGCAACAAACCGAUCUCAUUAAGAGAAUAACUUACAAGUAUAAUCAGACUUUUGAAAUGGCAUAUAGUGCUGAUGACAUCACGCGCAUCUUUAAAAGUGGUAAAAUUGCAUCGUUAAUUGGCUUGGAAAGUGGCCAUGCCAUCGAAAGUAGCUUGGCAGUACUACGAAUGAUGUAUAGUCUUGGUGUGCGGUAUAUGACAUUAACCCAUAGCUGUAAUACUCCAUGGGCUGAUUCUGCAACUCCAAAAGACCAUCCUCAUAACGGCUUAACAGAUUUUGGAAGGACUAUCGUCAAAGAAAUGAACCGAAUUGGUAUGCUUAUUGAUUUGUCUCAUGUAUCAGUAAAAACCAUGAAAGAUACCUUGGCGGUAACAAGAGCACCAGUCAUUUAUAGUCAUUCAUCUGCGUCGAAAUUUUGCAAUCAUGAACGAAACGUCCCAGAUGAUGUACUCGAUCUUGUUGCAAGAAAUCGUGGCGUCGUCAUGGUCAACUUUUAUAGCUUGUACAUCAGUUGUAGUAAUGAAAAUGCAACCUUGGAACAUGUGGCAGAUCAUAUCAUGUACAUCAAGAGGAUAGCUGGUAUCAAUUCUGUUGGUCUAGGAAGUGACUACGAUGGCGUUUGUUGCGUACCGAAAGGACUUGAAGAUGUAUCGAAAUUCCCGGAUCUAAUUGCUACAUUAGCUCGUCGUGGUCUAAGUGAAGCUGAAUUGAGAAAAGUUGUAGGUGGAAAUCUUUUGCGUGUCUUUAAGGAGGCUGAAAAGGUAAGAGAUGAUUUGAAGAGUCAAAAACCAUUCGAUGUAUGGCUAUCUCCACCUGCCAACAGCACGGGAUGUCUAUCCCCAGAUGUUUCACAAUGAUUUAAUUUAUAGCAUACUUUCUAUUUUUUCCGUGUGUCUUG
Messenger RNA from Trichoplax adhaerens, 1157 nucleotides. RefSeq lists its product as uncharacterized. Gene Ontology annotation, molecular function: metallodipeptidase activity. Bases 1 to 1116 code for a protein of 371 amino acids. The record is from RefSeq and is a predicted model, not a curated record. NCBI's taxonomy places the organism in Eukaryota, Metazoa, Placozoa, Uniplacotomia, Trichoplacea, Trichoplacidae. The transcript is spliced from 10 exons. Gene Ontology annotation, biological process: proteolysis.